Messenger RNA from Scylla paramamosain (green mud crab), 2526 nucleotides. RefSeq lists its product as uncharacterized. The record is from RefSeq and is a predicted model, not a curated record. The transcript is spliced from 5 exons. Lineage: Eukaryota; Metazoa; Arthropoda; Malacostraca; Decapoda; Portunidae. Bases 1 to 723 code for a protein of 240 amino acids.
AUGACAGAACCAUCAGACUCACAUCUACCUCGUUUUCUGUGGAGCCAAGAUGUGUUUGUUUACAUCAGUGGCGGUGAUGGUGGUGGUACUCGGCGUGGCACGGAGGGGCAGGAAAGCUUGGUGGUGGGGUCUCCAGGGGCGUCCUCCGUGGGCGUGGCGUUAGGGGAUGACUUAGGGACGCCCGAAUGGCUGCAGAAUAUACCAGCGGAGAGUAAGAUUGCCAAAUAUCGGAAGAGAAGGUUCAUAAACUUCCCUACUGGUUCGAAACUUGAGCUGGAGCUUGUGCUGACGGUGCCUACAGAGGGCCUGGGCGAGAGUGGGAGUAUUGUGGUGGAUAAUGACUUAGUGUUUAGCCUUCCUAACGCUUCCCAAGUUCAGUAUUACACGGGGCGCUCUCUGGGACCCGGACAGCAGCGACUAGACCUCUUCUCCCGUGUUGAGGAGUUCCUGAAGGGGUGGGGCUUCGACGGCCAUGUUUGUACCCUGAAGGCGAUCUGUGAUGUGGCUGAGCUGCCCUUCGACCACGGCCUGCUGGGGGAGGUGGUCAACUUGGUGCUCAGAGCCACGGGGACUUCCCACAAUGAGAUAGACAGCGAGGAGGUUCCGGAAGAUGAAUAUUCCCUCGCUUACUACUAUGGACGCCACCACGGAUCCUGCAGCUCCUUGUAUCCGGAAUGCCCGAUUUCUAUCACCAAUAUCGUGUCCCAGGUCAUCCCCAUUUAACCGGAUCCGGACUCAGUUAUUCAGUUAUCCGGAUUUCUUAAAAACAUGCACUCAGUUAUUAAAGUUCUAAGGGUACUAUAUAAAUUCAGUUAUCCGGAUUUCUUAAGAACAUACACUCAGUUAUUAAAGUUCUAAGGGUACUAUAUAAAUUCAGUUAUCCGGAUUCUUAAGAACAUACACUCAGUUAUUAAAUUUCUAAGGGUACUGUUUAUAUUCAGUUAUCCGGAUUCUUGAGUACUAUAUACAGUUAUCCGGAUUCUUGAGUACUUUAUAUAUCCAGCUAUCCGGAUUCUUGGGUACUACAUACACAGUUAUCCGGAUUUUAAGUACUACCUUUACUCAAUUAUCCGGAUUCUUAAGUACGGUUUAACUAUACGUAGGUACAUUCAGUUAUCCGGACUGUUAGCUUAGGGUUAGGCAUACGUAGAUACAUACAUUCACUUAUCCGGACUGUAAGGUUAGGUUUAGAUAUACAUAAAUAUAUUCAAUUAUCCGGAUUCUUCGGUUAGAUUAGGCGCAAAACACCUGUAAGUAGUAUGCAAUUAACCGGACUUGUAGACACCGUUCACAUACAUACAUACAUACAUACAUACAUACAUACAUACAGAGGUUCAGAUGUGUGUAUUAUUUAGUUCUACAUGUGCGUGCUUGUGUGUGUGUGUGUGUGUGUGUGUGUGUGUGUGAUAGGACCACUUAAUAUAAUGAAAUAACUACUAUUACUACUACUGCUACUACUACUAUUACUACUACUACUACUACUACUACUACUACUACUAUAAUCCUUCCUCCUCUCUCUCUCUCUCUCUCUCUCUCUCUCUCUCUCUCUCUCUCUCUCUCUCUCUCUCUCUCUCUCUCUCUCUCUCUCUCUCUCUCAGCACAUCUCCCUUUACUUACUAAACUCUUUUAUCUGAGAAUGUUAUUUAUUGUUAUUUAUUGUUAUUUGUUGUUAUUGUCUUGUUUAUUUAUUUAUUUAUUUAUUUAUUUAGUAUUCUGUGCAGUUUCUAUUGUAUUACUACUACUACUGCUACUACUACUACUACUACUACUACUACUACUACUAUGAAUACAAAUAGUUACCAUGACGAAUUACGACUUUAAAUAACUUAUGACUAACUUCUACUACUACUACUACUACUACUACUACUACUACUACUACUACUACUACUACUACUACUACUACUACUACUACUACUACUACUACAAUGACGACGACGACGACUACUACUACUACUACUAUUAACUUAUCAGACUAGUACGAAGACAAUGAAUGCCACUACUACUACUACUACUAUUACUACUACUACUACUACUAAGACUAUCAUGACUAAAACUAGACAGCCAUUGACAUAUCCAGAUUUCUGUAGACUGUUUGUCUCAUUUUUUUUCAAUAUUCUUCAGAUUUCUGCAUACUUCCAAGAUUUUCUCUAUUUCCCAGAUUUCUGUAGACGGUUUCCAGAUUUCUGUAGACUUUUUCAGAUUUCCGCAAGAUAUCCUCUAGAUUUCGGUAGACUGUUUUCCGUAGGUUUUUGUAGACCCGCUUUUUGUAGACUUUCCUUCAGAUUUUUUACGUGUUCUUCAGAUUUCUGUAGUACACUCUCCAAACAUUUCCUUUAUGAUCAAAUUCCCGUAGGCUCUCCUGAUAUUUCUUUCACGUCCUUCAGAUUUCCGCAGACUCUUUCAGAAUUCCGUUUUCUGUGUGCACUACAAAGUUUGCACCACCCCCACUCUCUCUCUCUCUCUCUCUCUCUCUCUCUCUCUCUCUCAUAUUUUGUUCUCUUUUGUAAUAAAUGUGUGUUCAGUUAA